UAAGGCAUGUUCCCACACGCUUUGGCUUGCAUUAGUUUCUUUCGGGUUCAGCUUGUUAUUUUCACUUUGGUCGUCAUUCGGGAGUCGGGACACCAUCAAUUCCUUCUCUCUUCCCAACCACGAUCAUCAUCUACCAGCUGCGUUUGAUUCCCAACAAGAACAGGUUUAUAUCAUUAAGGAAAAUAUUGGACUCCGUCGUUGCAAGGGGCAACCGUGACAUCCUGUUCUGGGCCACCAAGACUUUCGACGUUUCUUCCAUUCGUGUAUAGCCUCCUUUGUUGCGAGCCUGGACAAACAAAGGUGUUUGUUCUUAACGACUCUCCUCGUUUCCUUGCUUCUUACUGUGCAUUGGUUACAUGGAUACCAAUAGCCACUAUGCACAAGCACUCGCUUUCAGUUCCAACUGUACCCGCCUCUGCCCCCACCUCACCCGCUUGUACUCGUCUGAACCGAUCAGAGCGGCUAUUCGCGGCACCAGUAACUCCCCAGCGUUUAGUCCGCCCUCAAAAGGCUUCGUAUCGAUCGCCAGUUACCCCCGCAAGCACUUACUCUACGCCAUAUACACCAUUGAGCCUCCGUUCAUUCUCGACUGCAUCAAGUUCAACUAUAACCACCCCAGGAUCGGCUUCUAGCUUUAAUAAACGUUAUACUGCGUCUCCCUCGACCGAAAAUGAUGCAAUUUUUGUGGACAAGAGUCUUGCGGACAUAGCUGAGAAUUGGCGCUCGCGUGCCAAUGACAACGGUAUUAAAGUCUCAAGUGCAGAUGACUCUAAUUAUGGCGAUGAUGAAGCCAGCGAUUUAACUCAUUCUGAUAUGAAUUGUACAGGUUUCGUAACCGAGGAAGCACUUCUCCCUCCGCCGUUCUUUGCAAUUCAUCGGCGGUCUCAGACGAUCUCCAGCACAGCAUCACCUCGCACCCCGCUCUCACCAUAUGCUCUGAGAACCCCCGCUCGCCGCGCUCUUGGAGUGCUGAAUACACCGCCACCAAAACCAACAAACGUCAGCCAGUUAAAAUUCAAAGGAAGCUUGACUGAUCCCGCGCACACACGACGGCGGCCUUCAUUUGGGCAGAUGUCUACCGACCUCUUCGACAUCGACGAGAACACUUUUGAACCUUAUCCUCAGUCAUUCCCUUCAGCUGAAUCUUUCUCUUUGCACGACCCAUUCUUCGGUUCCGUUCUUCCAACGAUUACGGAGUGUGUUCAACAGCAUUUCGGCGAGUCGUUUUUCCAAGCAAAUAUGCAAUCGAACGCCACCGUCACCUCGUCAACAGCCUGCUCUGUCUGCGGUCGUGACGGCGGUCGAUUUGCAAUCCUCAAGCCGUGCGAACACCCUCUAUGUUCAGGAUGCCUUACAAGUGCCCUCAACAUCGUUGGUGAAAAAGCCAUGCAAUGUGCUGUUUGCAAGGAGUCCGUCGUAGAUUUUCAACUUCAAAGCCGGCCAUUUGAUGACAGCUCCAUGGUCUCAUCUUCACCUCAGCAUUUUAAUUUCCUAUCCGCUUUCACUCCACUAGACAGAAGUUCUUCUCCCUUGCAACAACGCCCUCGCAGAGCCAACAGACCUCUGUUACCCAGCUUUGAGCCCGUAGCUUUUGCGCCACCCAUGGACCAAUUCCCCGUCCAUUUUCAACGGGAUUUGUCCCCUCCCAACUUUACCCCAGCCCCUAAGCAACAAAGAGUCGACAAUGUGGUCCUUCGCAUUGACAAUGUGCCUUGGGAUAUAACUCCGCCAGCUAUCAUUACCUGGCUCAAGCAGCCCGUCGUCCGAGUGCAUGUUCUAUUGGAUUCGCGGGGUAAAACUCUCAGCCACGCAUUUGUUGAGCUUGGCACGGAGGAGUAUGCGAGGGCUGCUUUACGUGGCGUGCAAAACUCUGUCCUCGGCAAAGGCAAGCGUGCGCGGGGGGUCACCGUCACUCGCAGCUCGCAGGAAGAGCUGAUGCGUUCUCUGUUCCCGACAUGGAAAGGCGGUUUCGAGGGCUCUAGAUUAUCUUUCACUAGCUUGAGGAAUGAUCAGGUUAGGGGGGCGCUCGAGAUGGGCAUCAUCACCGACGCGGAACUCAAGGCCUUGUUGCACCUCGUGCAGUCACCUGGCUCGCACUUCCUGAAAGUUCCCUCUCUUCCCUUCCAUUUCCUCAUCAGCAUCCUAUCCAAGUUCCCGGUGGACGUUGACGGUCGAGUAUUCUGCACCAACAACCUUCGAGAUAACUUGUUCAAUCUGACUUAUUCGGCGUUGGGUCUUCUCAUGACAGGGGUGGGGAAUGCGAUAACGGAAGGAUCUCAUUUGCUGGAUGAACUUCUUCAAGCUGCGGUGACUUGUCAAGCCUUUGCGCCACAACAAGCCCAGAUGAUUUCCAGUCUAGUGAGGCCUUCUAUUCCGCCGUUUGUUCCCGCUUUCCAACUGCCGGGCGGGCACUUCCGCACUGACAGCGGCGUCUUCAUCCGUGACAACGAUAUCCCUGUCCCUAGUCCAUACGCCACUCUCUCCGCUCCUAGCCCUCACGGUACUGUUCCUGCUCUCGGCCCAUACAACGACAUUGCCCGAGAGUUUGGCGUUGAUGAAGAUCUGAUUCAAAAACUGGCCCAGAGGCUGAACGUUCUGCGGUGAUACCCGGAUGCCUGCUUCUUCAUUGCACCACGACCCACUUGUUCCGGACCUUACUCCUAAGCAUGACGUGACUUCAUGAUUAUUUUCUUGUUACCUCAACGU
Messenger RNA from Suillus discolor, 2706 nucleotides. RefSeq lists its product as uncharacterized. Lineage: Eukaryota; Fungi; Basidiomycota; Agaricomycetes; Boletales; Suillaceae. The transcript has 10 exons. Bases 376 to 2604 code for a protein of 742 amino acids. The record is from RefSeq and is a predicted model, not a curated record. Gene Ontology annotation, molecular function: RNA binding.